Porites evermanni is the source of this 3130-nucleotide messenger RNA. The record is from the annotation of a GenBank genome assembly. Lineage: Eukaryota; Metazoa; Cnidaria; Anthozoa; Scleractinia; Poritidae.
AUGCCGGUUCCCCGAGCUGAAGUUAAUCGACGAGGAAUCAUCCGGUUUAUCACAUCUUUGAUGAUGGGAACGCAAGCAAGACCUCUGGUGGCUCGUACUCCCAUAAUUCAACUCCCUCCUGAACUUCAGAAAACGAUGAAGGAAGCUUCAAAAGACUUUGAAGUGAUAAAUAUCGAUUUGGAUCAAGUCACAAAAGAAAUGGCCCGCAGAGUCGAAGGAUUGUUACUCUACAUGCCGGUUAAUUUACGAAUUAAUUCAAAGGUGAUGGAUUAUUUUCCCAAUCUCAAAGUUAUCAGCAACUGUGGAGUUGGUAUUAACCACAUCGAUGUAGCAGCCGCUACUGAACGUGGAAUUGCCGUCGGGAAUACACCAGAUGUUCUUACUGACUGUACGGCCGAUUUGGCGUUCUCGCUUUUGUUGGCUUCCGCUCGAAACGUUGUAGAAGGAGACAGGAUUGCAAGAGGUCCAGAAACAAAAGAGGUAAUUUUGCUGAUUAAGUCAAAGAAACGGUUGUAUUGUAUCUGAGAAAAUGUUUUAAUUUGUUUUGUAUGUUUGCGCGGUCGUUUUGAGGGUACGAUUUAAUUUGUAAUCGCGUGACUGCUUAAUUUACGUCUGUGGUUCGAAAAUAGUAGGAAAUGUAACCACGAGUUUCUAUUUUUCAGAAUGAUUUUGAUUAAAAUAUUUUUAGGUUUUGGUUUCAUCAUAGUCGUUUUUCUUACAUUGCAAACUUAAUUUGUAGAGUUCAACAGGCUGAUUUAUAUUUAAUAGGCAUUCACCGCGACUUGCAUUUAUCACGAGAUAUAUUCAUUUGGCCCACAUUUGUAGCCUGCCGUGUACAGACGGGAACGCGUGACGAACCCCUAAAAAAGUCUGCGUAGGAUGCUAUGACGAAUUAUACAAAAGGGAAAGCAAGAUACUCUAUGAGGAGCUUCAGGCAUAAUAUAAUGUCUGCAUAAUGCUAAUAUUUUCUUUGAAAAGUCAUAUCAAAGACUGUAGCUUGGGUGAUUAUUUAGUCGGUGCGAGAGGGAAUUAAAGGGCAUAACCCCUUCAGCCGAGCAUAAUUUUAAGCAUAAGAUCAUGGUUUCAUGAGUGACGCUGAAAAGCUUAAAAUUCGAUUUUAAGAGCAUAAUCCGUGAGGACUGAGGAACGACAGCUUAAUAAAAGCUUAUACGAAUGACCAUGAAAUUGACAUUUCGCACAAAAUCAAAGAUGUUUAACGCUUUUAGGCCCUAAGAGUGAUCAGCGUCAAAUUUCUCCUUGUAAUAUCAAUGCUUUGUAAAACAGAGUGGUCAUGAGAAUUACGGACAGGAUCACACAAGAAUUUGCUUGAUUUUUCUGUAGGAAAUGAAAAGGGGCAACAAAUGAGAAUUCAAAUUUUGAUCUUAGGGUUUAAAGGGUUAAGUGGCAAAGCAAACUCUUUCCUGCGGUCCGCUGGACCCUGGGAAGAGUCUCUUUUAUCAAAGAACUGACGAAUGCUUUUUUACGAUAUCUUCUUAUGUAACUUAUAAUGAAUAUACUAAUAAUCCAUAUGACUACCGGUAUCGAAGAGUGCAGGGUUCGAAUCCCGGCAAGCCUGGAUUUUUUAAGGCUUUCUUUAUCAACUGCAUAAGUUACGUCUUCAACUGCGAUGAUCUUCUUUCCAUUUAUAUCUUCAAUUUAUAUGGAUACGUUGUUUUAUUUUUUUUUGAAUAGUUUCUUCAUUUGCAUGGCUAUUUUGGAAGUAAAGUUAGUAGAUCAACCAUUGGCAUUGUUGGCUUGGGAAGAAUUGGUAGUGCUGUGGCAAAACGAGCAAACGGCUUUGGAAUGAAAGUUCUUUAUCACAACAGAAACAGGCGUAAAGCAGAUGAGAAAAAACUUGGUAAGAUACUUUGUUCGUGUACAAGAUGCUCCCCUUUUGAGGACAUCUCCUUCAAUCGUUCAGUCCGCUACCCUUUUUAAAGCAAGAACCUGAUUCAUUUCGUUUUGCAUACAGAAUUGUGUUGUGGAAUAUCCAAUAAGCAUGGAAUUAGAUUUUUUUGUGGAAAAGAUUGUUGGUUCCACAUACAGUCGACUCCUGAAAACUCAAACCCUCGCUAACUCGAACAUUGCGUUACCUCGAACGAGACUCGAUUUUCUCCAGAAUUCCUGGAGUUCAUACAUUUACUGUACUUUUACCCUCGAUAAAUCGAACCUCCCGCUAACUCGAAGUUACUUUUGUUUUCCGUCAGAUCAUUUCCAUAUAAUUUUACCCGGCCUCGAUAACUCGAAACAUAUAUUUUUUGUGUGUUUAUUUCAAGCCAACCGUGUGCUCUUUAUCUUUGUCUUUUUCUGUUAGUCUUUUUUUUUGUCAAGCCCUGUAUAUUGAUCAAGCUUUGUUGCUUAAUUCCUCUUUCUAAAUAUCGACGUAUCUCUUGCUGUCCUAGAAGUGUGGUGUGCAUGAUACUAGAACUCCUUCUCCGUCCCAUUUCAUUAGUUUCCUUCUUCCGGUUAUUUGCUUUGAACUCCCGAUAACUCGAACUUUCCCAAGAUUUAGAUUUUCCAAGAAGGUGGCGAGUUAAGGGGAGUCACUGUAGUAAAUCGUAAACCCUGUUUUAGAGUCAAGACCGGCCUGAAAACCACAUACCCAUUUGUUUAGGCCAAAGAAGGCAAUGCCCCGCUAGAUGACGACCAACCAUUGAAUUGAAUCAAUUUAUUCUUCAACCGAAUCGGAGCAGAGGAAAAAUGUUCUGAUGAUCUACCUUACUUUCCAGAUGCCCAUUUUUGCACCACGUUGGCAGAUCUGUUACCUCAGUCAGAUUUUGUAGUACUAUGUACACCGCUUACACCUGAAACGAGACACUUGAUAGCAGCAAAGGAGCUGUCCCUAAUGAAACCAACAGCAACAUUGGUUAAUAUUGCACGUGGAGGAGUUGUUAAUCACGAUGACUUGACUGACGCAUUGAAGAAUGGAGUGAUAAGAGCCGCAGCGCUUGACGUGACAGAACCAGAGCCUCUGCCGAGAGAUCAUCCAUUGUUGAAAAUGGCGAACGUUACUUUGACGCCACACUUUGGAUCAGCAACUGCAAACACGAGAAUGAAAAUGAUGGAGCUGGUUGUGAUGAAUUUACGCGCUGGCUUAAAUGGCGAGGAGCUACCUUUUGGGGUCAAUUGA